GCAACAAUCCUGAGCAAUGUGAACUCGGCGCUCGACUACCGAGUCUGGGUCCAACACCCUGGCGCGGGUUUGUUUCUCGCUCUAAGAGCUCCAUCUCGUUCUCGGCUUUAGAUUAAUCGUGCCCACCCAGCGCGCCGUGAGUGUUGUUGGAGGCAAAAUGGCGGCGGUGGUGGCCGGGGCCGCCCUGCUGGGCAAGGGGCUGGACAUCAGCCUGGCGGCGCUGCAGCGGCACGACCCCUACAUCAGCAGCAUCGUGGACGUGGCCAGCCAGGUGGCGCUCUACACCUUUGGGCACCGCGCCAACGAGUGGGAGAAAACUGAUGUGGAAGGAACACUCUUUGUUUACACAAGGUAUGUUGCAAUGCCUGCUCUAUCAUCUGUGUGCUGGGCUUGCUGUUGAUGUGACGAGCAGAAGAUCAGGCAGCUAGCAGACAUAGGGUUGCAGCUGUUAGGCUUGGGUAGUCGAACAGUGGGAAAGUGUAGACCAGUUCUGAUCCUUGGAUACUAUGACACCAAUGAUCUGAGGACAAGUUUAACAUUAGUAAG
Messenger RNA from Chrysemys picta bellii (western painted turtle), 546 nucleotides. The record is from RefSeq and is a predicted model, not a curated record. NCBI's taxonomy places the organism in Eukaryota, Metazoa, Chordata, Testudines, Emydidae.